ACAGAAAAGCCGCUGCUCCAUUCCCCACACCAAACCCUAGCCCCGGCGAGCGGCGGCGGCCUGCGCCGUGAGGCCUUCUGCCUCGAGGAACUGGCCCGUGAGUCGGGGAGGAGGUGAUGGUGUGAUGCCGCCAGGAGGAGGAGGAUGCAGACAUGGUUCCACGGCGCAGGACCACCCGCCGGCGACCGUACUCCGCGACGAGGGAGAUCCGCUCCUCGUCCUUGCUCGACUAGCUUCUCAGGAGAAGAAGCAGAAGCAGCAUGAGUAUGAGUAUGAGCAGGAGCAGGAGCAGCCGGCCGUGAGCAUCCCUGAGGGCCCUCUCGCCGAGAUCCUCGCUCGGGUGCCCUACAGGUCGCUCUGCCGCUUCAAGUGCGUGUCCAAGCCGUGGCUUGCCCUCUGCUCCUCCCGGGAUAUCUGCAAGAGGUCGCCGCAGACCCUUUCGGGUUUCUUCUACUACGACAGUGAUGCCCUCCUCAGUUUUUGUAAUUUGAAUGGGAGAGGUCCGCCUCUGGUCGACCCCUCUCUCCCUUUCUUGCGUGAGAGGUACAAACUCAUUUUUGUCAAAGGAUUCUGCGCCGGCCUUCUCCUUUGCACAUGCUGGGAAUCGUGUUCCAUGGGUGGAGAAAGCCAUUAUGUUGUGUGCAAUCCUGCAACCAAAGAGUGGACUGUGCUGCCUCCUAUUGUAAUUCCAGCUGAAGAGGUAAGCCAUCGGUUACACCCAAUCCCUUACUUAGGUUUCGACGCGACUAUUCCAACCUGCUUUGCGGUGUUUGCCCCCCUAAGGAAGGGUCAGAGUGAUUCCGGAAUAGUGGCAAUCUACUCAUCACAAACUGGACAGUGGACUUACGUGCAGAGCAAGUGGUCUGCCAGAACUCAUAUAGAUCAUGUUAGGAAAAGACAUGUCCUCCUGGACGGCACUAUGCAUUUAACUACCCGCCAGAAAUCAAUCGUCACAGUUGACAUGGAGGGGAAAGUUUGGAGGGAGAUUAAAAUGCCAGAUCGCUUGCCAAGCAACGUUGAUAUUGUUUCCAUUGGGAAGUCUCAGGGACGCUUGUAUGCGUGGCAGAUAGACAAUCGUCAUGAUCGCCAGCUCUAUAUUUGGGUUCUUGAUGAUUAUGGUACUGGAAAGUGGAUCUUAAAGCAUACUGUUAACGUUUUGGAACUGUUUAGAAGGCCUGGUUCUAUUUCGGUGUUUUCAGUCUAUCCAGAUUGUAAUGUGGGUGUACUUAACGACAGGGAGAAGAUUGGAAAGCCUUGUCGCAAUGGUUAUGAUACUUAUGACAUGUUUGCAGUUCAUCCAGAUUGUAAUGUGAUUUUUCUCACCGACAAGAAAAAGAUGACAAUAUCAUACAAUUUGGAUAAUCAUAAAGUGGAAAUUAUCUGCACUGAAUCCAUUCAUGGUCUACCUUAUAUUCCGUGUUUUGCGGAAUUGCCCGUCAACUGGUCAUUGAGAGUCGGUGCAGCAUCAAGUACUCAGAAUGGUACGCCACCUUUGUAAAAAGCAGUGGCUACCAUGGGCCUACUCUUCCAAUUCCAUGACAUUGUUUAGAUAUGUCCUAACUCCUAUGUCUAUAGUAUGGUAUUCCUAUCUGUUGGUA
Molecule: messenger RNA, 1598 nt
Organism: Lolium rigidum
Lineage: Eukaryota; Viridiplantae; Streptophyta; Magnoliopsida; Poales; Poaceae
Product: F-box protein At5g07610-like
Exons: 2
Coding region: 125-1498 (457 amino acids)
Molecular function (GO): protein binding
Source: RefSeq, a predicted model, not a curated record